AUGGCAACAAAUUCAUCACAUACCAUGUUUGCUACAUCUUCUAAUCAAACUCCCAUUUUCGAUAGUGAAUUGUACGAGUACUGGAGUGCCCAAAUGGAGCCGAUUUUCAUCUCACAAGAUCUGUGGGAUAUAGUCCAAGAUGGCUAUGAAGAUCCACAGGAAGCUGAUAAAGUCUCCAAGAAACGAACAGACAAGCAGACAAAGGAGUACACGGAGAAUGCCAAGCAAAAUGCAGCGCCUUGA
This is a messenger RNA of Linum trigynum, 243 nucleotides long. The record is from the annotation of a GenBank genome assembly. Lineage: Eukaryota; Viridiplantae; Streptophyta; Magnoliopsida; Malpighiales; Linaceae.